Molecule: messenger RNA, 1267 nt
Organism: Prorocentrum cordatum
Lineage: Eukaryota; Dinophyceae; Prorocentrales; Prorocentraceae
Source: the annotation of a GenBank genome assembly
CCUCCAUCCAUCCGUCUACCCUCCGUCCAUCCAUCUUCUUCGUCGACGUUUCACCUGUGCAGCAACACGGCUUCCCUGGAGGCCAUCGCGUUUGGCGCGCCUGCCGCCCUUGUAGGGUCGCCCCGCGGCGAUGGCAGACUUCGGUUUCCGCUUCCGCUUCCGCUUCCCCUCCCCUGGCCCCUAGGACGGCUCAAGGGCAUCGCAUGUCGACCCAAGGGGCACAAGAGACAGCCCAUGCAUGCGCAUUCUUCGAAUAGGGCCGAGGGUCAGUGAGCGCCUUCCUCUGCAGGGUCACCAAGAAGGGAACGUCAAGCUGGUCGAACGCCUCGCCCGUUAAGCCGACGAAGAUGUGCAAAGUGCAACCGUUCGCUUGUGUCCAAAAUUUAGGCUUGACGCCAGGUAUGGUGCAUCAAUUCAGGCUUGAUCAACAGGUUGAUUGCGCCCCUUGACGUUCGUUUGGGGUGUUCUGCAGACCUGAUCACCCAGCCCUACUCAAUGUAUUCAAGUAUAUCUGGACAGGCACACUGUUUCCUGCUUCUCCUCGAGCUGACAGGCGGCGCCGCGGAGAGUCUGCGAGCCGACAGCCCGCAGUCUCAUGUGCCGCGAGUCCGAGGGGAUGCAGCGUGGCUUCCGGUGUGGGAGAAGGAUGGGGAACAUUUCGGAUACUCCCCCUGUGGAGGGACGUGCCCGACUUCAGAGCAGAGCGGUGGAGCGAGGUGCUCUGGCCGCCGGCGGACAGCCCGCUCGGCAGAACUUUCCGCGCCAGCGGCGCUGUACCGCGUGCGGUGGCACCCUCUGGAGGAGGAGGCCCGCUUUGUGUAAGCCUGCCUAGACCUCCUUCCGUACUCCUCUCGGGGACCUGGCGGGUCGCUCGCGGGAGGAGGAGGAGGAGUGCGAAGACAGGAUCUCUCGCCUUGAGUGCCGGCAGCCCUUCGCGAUCCCGCCCAUUCCAGCAUGUUCUCUCCUCCCCAUCCUGCAACCUCUUCGCGUUUCCCACCCUAGGCUACGUUGCGCAGCUGCUGCCGCCAUCCAAGUUCGUGCUGCGUCGUGAAUACGAGGCCGUCCUGUAGCUCCAUGCAGACCAUAUUAACCUGAUGGCUGUCUUGGCCGAGCUGGGGACACUGCAUGCUGUCCCUCGUUCACCUGCUUGCCCUUGUCUGCAGGCCAAAACUUAUUAUGAUCCCCGUCUGGUUGGCGAUGCCUCGAGGUUGAGAUGCUCUUCUCGAGGAUCAAGAAGAUCCGUGCCAGUGUGUCCUAGCAGAAGGCC